CUUCCAGCACACUCCUAACAACACCCAACCAAGCUCUAGCAACUCAAGAAGCCAAUGAGCGACUCAGGCGCGCAACAGCAGCAGCAGCAGUCGCGCGAGACGCUGCCAGAGAGGGCGGCGGUGGCGGUGGAGAAGCUGUCCACAGCCACAGCGCAGGUUGAUGAAAUGAAACUGCCGGCAGAGAGCAAGGCGGAGGAUGACAAGGCCACACGGGUGGUGGACUCCCUGCUGCGGGCCGCAGACAAGGAGGAGGAGCGGACGCGCUACGGCAGCGCCUGAGAGGCUGCGGGGCUGGGGGAGGGGUUUGGGGGUUGGGGGUGUUGAUGUCUGGCUGUGGUUGGCUCUGCUGUGGCAUCGCGAUUGCUAGGCACCUGGUUUGGCUAUGUGCCUGUGGAAACCGACCCCGGCUAUGUCCGGGCGAUGAGGUUGUUCGGCCUCAGACUGUGGAGGGGCUCAGCCCCUUUUCCCGUGACCGGCGGGGAACAUUUGUCAUCACGAGCUCGGUGGCCAGCGUGCAGGGGUGCGUGGGGGUCUGGUGCUGCGGGUCUGGUGCUGCGGCCAUCAGGAGGCGGAGUCUGCACUAGCAAACCGGAGUCUGCAGUCGUCUACGCCGGAGCUUGUCGGUGUUGGGCUUUGCCCGCGGGCUUCUUGACAACGUGCAUCGCGUUGCAUGUGCGGCGUUUCGGUCGGCGGGAUGGCCGGACGUGGUUUGGAGCCCGGGCGCCCGGCGAUGUGCUCUGGUGACCAUAGGCUGGCUUGGGACAGUUGGUGAGGGUGCUGGUGAAGUACAGUUGGGCGUGCGGCGGCUUGAGGGGGCGACGGGCGGUUUGCGCGGGGUCCCACGUGCCGUGCCCAG
Chlamydomonas reinhardtii is the source of this 856-nucleotide messenger RNA. RefSeq lists its product as uncharacterized. NCBI's taxonomy places the organism in Eukaryota, Viridiplantae, Chlorophyta, Chlorophyceae, Chlamydomonadales, Chlamydomonadaceae. The coding region runs from base 55 to 279 and encodes 74 amino acids. The transcript has 3 exons. The record is from RefSeq and is a predicted model, not a curated record.